AUGGAAACUGUGAAGAGCAUAAAGAAAAAAAAUCUUGGUACUUAUGAUUUUUCCUUUGACAAUGAACAAAAACUUUUAUUAGUUAGAUGGAACGACAAUUCUGUCGUAACUGUCGCAACGAAUAACUGCACCAUUGAACCUCUAGUAAGCGCAAAAAGGUACAACAGAAAAGAAAAAAGGAAGGAGUCCAUUCCUCAGCCAAAAGUUAUAGCCGAGUAUAAUCAGCAUAUGGGGGGUGUUGAUUUACACGACAACGGAAUAUGCAACUACAGAAUCAAUGUGAAAGGAAAAAAGUGGUGGUGGCCUCUCUUCAUGAAUUUAAUUGACAGUGUUAUUGUGAAUUCCUGGAAAAUAUACAAUUUGGCAAACAAAUCAAAAAUGUCACAGUUAGAAUUUAAGUCUAACAUAGAAGUCACUCUUAUGAAAAUGGAUGAACCAGCCAUCGAAAAUUACAUUCAAGGUGAGGAAAGAACGGAAUCAGGUGACCAUGUAAGCUGUGCUUCAAGACCAAAUUAUGGACGACCAUCAAAAGGCUCAUUACCCAUGGAUAUUCGAUUUGAUGAUAUUGGUCACGUGAUAAUAGAGGAGGAAAAUAAAGCAAGAAGAAGAUGUAGACAAUGCAAAAGCAACACUAUAUACAUGUGUGCCAAGUGUCACGUGCAUCUCCACACAAACUGUUUUGGUCCAUUCCACACUAAAUGUUAA
Belonocnema kinseyi is the source of this 705-nucleotide messenger RNA. Its product is annotated as piggyBac transposable element-derived protein 3-like. The record is from RefSeq and is a predicted model, not a curated record. NCBI's taxonomy places the organism in Eukaryota, Metazoa, Arthropoda, Insecta, Hymenoptera, Cynipidae. The transcript has a single exon. Bases 1 to 705 code for a protein of 234 amino acids.